Pyricularia pennisetigena is the source of this 624-nucleotide messenger RNA. RefSeq lists its product as uncharacterized. NCBI's taxonomy places the organism in Eukaryota, Fungi, Ascomycota, Sordariomycetes, Magnaporthales, Pyriculariaceae. Bases 1 to 624 code for a protein of 207 amino acids. The record is from RefSeq and is a predicted model, not a curated record. The transcript has 2 exons.
AUGAGCGGGCCUUGCAUUGUCGUUGGCACCGCUGGGCUUUCCAUAUCAACUCCAGGAGUCACUGCCGCCGUAUCAACCGUGGCACAAUGCUUACAAAGUCCUCCUGCCGCCUCUGGUUCUCUUGAAGGCCCCGGGAUGGAAAUGUCGACCGGCUCUUCACUCAAUUAUACCAGUCCCUUAUCUGGCUACCCGCCAAAAACAACCUCUUCUCUGUAUGAUCCAACCGCAGCUGUCCCGAGCAUGGAAGUCACCUCAAAGAGCACCAGCAGCUCUUUUGACAUGGCUACUAGUUUGGCGGAUGCUCUGAGAGGCUCACAGGCACAAAUCACUGCGUUGGCUUCGAAUCAAACCGUAGCGAUCAGCAGUUCCCCGAGAACAACAACGACUACAGAGAUUGCAACAGUCUUCGCGGAUGUCCCCGAGUCGCCGUCAUCGACGAGUAGCUCUGGCGACAUGCCGGGGUGGUCAGGCCCAAUAACAGGUUGGGAUGGCGCAACCACAUUUUUGACAGAAACCACAUCGGCAUCGACUGCGUCCAACAGUGUCAGCGUAGCCCUGAGUGGUGGCCGCCUAGGACCGGGAUAUCCGCCUCCGGGUCACAAUCUGCAACGGCGGCCCCAAUAA